UCCUUUGCCGUUGGUUCACCCUCCAAUGGCCGCCUCGGCUGGCGCGCUGCAGCCGGCGCGCCGCGCUGAUCCAAUGGCAGGAGCCAGGUCCUUCUCCUGGUCUCCUAUGGGGUGCAGGGCCCAAUUACUUGGGCCAUCCUCCACUGCACUCCCGGGCCACAGCAGAGAGCUGGCCUGGAAGAGGGGCAACCGGGACAGAAUCCAGCGCCCCGACCGGGACUAGAACCCGGAGUGCCGGCACCGCAGGUGGAGGAUUAGCCUAUUGAGCCGUGGCACUGGCCUCCUUCUCUCUCUCUCUAAUUCUGACUUUUCAAAUAAAUAAAUAAAUCUUAAAACAACAACAACAACAACAACAAAAAACAAAGGCAGAGCUACAGAGAGAGAGGAAAAGAGGGAGAGACAGAGAUUGUCCAUCCUCUGGUUCACUCUAUAAAAGGCUACAAUGGCCAGAGCUAUGCCCAUCUGAAGCCAAGAGCUUCUUCCAGGGCUCCCACAUGGGCGCAGCGACCCAAGCACGUGGGCCAUCUGCUGCUCUCCAAAUUGCAUUAGCAGGGAGCUGGAUCAGAAGUAGAAUAGCCAGGACAUGAACUGGUACCCAUAUAGGCAGCUGGCACCUCAGGUGGUGGCUUUAUCUGCUACCACAUUACCCACCCCAUACAAUUUUUUUAAAUGUUAACAAAAAUAAAAAUUGUUGAAAUAUAUUAUCAGAGGGAAUAAAAGUAAAUUAUUGAAUAUGUGUAAAAGUCAUCUGUCUGGUACAGCUUGGUCUACUUCUUCCACACGUGCUGCGUCAUCAGCUUUGGGGGCAGCACUUCUUCAGUUACAGCAGCGUUAGUAUCAUCAGUAGUUUGCUCCUGUAGAUCCUGUUAGCAGGUGUCUGAAGAUCUUCCAGACUGAAGCCAAAGAAGGGAAUGCAAUUUCAUAAAGCAAGAUAAUCAGAUCCUUCACAGCCUCUGCCUUUUGUCUUAAGGUCUCAAUAAUGGGAUGGUCAGGCUGUAUCUCCAGGAGUUUCUUUGCUGCUAUGUAACUCAUCAUUGAGUUGUCUCAUAAGGCCUGAGCUUUCAUGAUCCUUUCCAAGUUGUAUGCGCAUGUCACAAUACAGCAUUGGACAUGUCACCAAUCUGUUUUUUCUUUUCUUUUCUUUUCUUUUCUUUUCUUUUCUUUUCUUUUCUUUUCUUUUCUUUUCUUUUCUUUUUCCUUCCUUCCUUCCUUCCUUCCUUCCUUCCUUCCUUCCUUCCUUCCUUCCUUCCUUCCUUCCGACAGGCAGAGUGGACAGUGAGAGAGAGAGAGAGCGCGGUCUUCCUUUUGCCGUUGGUUCACCCUCCAAUGGCCGCCAUGGCCGGCGUGCUGCGCUGAUCCAAUGGCAGGAGCCAGGUACUUCUCCUGGUCUCCCAUGGGAUGCAGGGCCCAAGGACUUGGGCCAUCCUCCACUGCACUCCCUGGCCGCAACAGAGAGCUGGCCUGGAAGAGGGGCAACCGGGACAGAAUCCUGUGCCCCGACCGGGACUAGAACCCGGUGUGCCGGUGCCACAAGGCGGAGGAUUAGCCUAGUGAGCUGCGGCGCCGGCCUACCAAUCUGUUUUAUUUAUUGAGUACAAAUUUCAUAAGUACAACUUUAGGAAUAUAGUGAUCAGGCUUAAAUCUUUUUUUAAAAAAAGUAGGACAGCACGCCUAUCUCAGUGUCAAAACCCAGACUGUUGAGGGAGGCGUUUGCUACAAGUCAAGUCCCUGAUUGGAACCCCAGUGUUCCAGUAUCUGAACGCCUCAUUCAAGUCUCACUUCCUCUGUUUCCAGUUGAGCUUCUUGCUAAUGCAAAUCAUAGGAGACCACAGAUGAUGGUUCAAGUACUUGGGAGACUUGGAUUGAGUUCUGGGCUCUUGGUUUCUGCCUUGCUUAUUCCUGGCUCUUGCAGGCUUUUGGGAAGUGAGCCAGUGAUCUCUCUUCUGUCUGCCUCUCUGCCUUUCAAAUAAAGAAAAAAUAAAGAAAAAAUUUAAAAGCCUCCCAGACUGUCUGCAGAAGUAAAGGACAAGUGUGUACAAGAACUCAUAUUCUCUGAAAUUGGGUCUAGUUUACACAACUACAUGACUACUAGUGUUAAACCUCAGUCCUAGGUUUCAUGAGGAACUUUAUUAGGUUGGAGUUUGUUGAUUUAAAAGUUUCAUCCUAUUUUUAGAUUUUUCUUUCUAAACUGAGAACAGGGAUCCUGUCUUCUAUUGUACAUUUCACAGGGUCUAAUAUGGCAUCCUGCCAGUUGGAUCACAAAUGUUGUCUCUACCAUGAGAUUUUUGGGAUGUUCCAGUUUCUCCCUAAAUUAUUAAGGUACUUGAAAAUAUUUGUGGGAAGUGGAGUUAAAAGACAUUUAUUCUGUUACAAAAUUUUUUUCAAAUGCAGGCAUACAAAGGAUCUUCAGUAUGGUCAUGAAAAAUACCCAUUAUGAAAAGACUAUGUUUAAAAAUGUUUUUUACACUGAAAUAAACAACAUUUCAUUCUGUUUCUCCACAAACUUUAUGAAGCACUCUCAUACUUGCACUCCAGAGCACACACACAGGUGCAUACGCACAAUCUUUCACCUUCUCACUUUCAGCAGGUUGUGGGCAAAGAAACAGAUGAUAAUUCUAGCAGCCAUGCCUUUCUUAUUUUGUUCAAGGAAUUUAGAGUUGUUUCUACAGCUCUGACUCCUCAAACUAUCUUAAGUCUAGAAGAAACCCAGUAAUGAGAAUAUGUCUUACUUUAACACUUACUGAAUUAUAUUUACAUAUAUUAGCCUGAUGGGAAGAAGUUGAAAAAAUUCCAAAGCUGGGUAAAGCCAAUUCAGCAUUAAAAUUUUGCUGGCAGAUCAUUGAAAUUGGGCCAUACUGUUUAAUCAAAAGCUCUUUCAUUUUUCUAGAUGUCUGGUAAGAAUAUAUUCAAAAUGGAAAUUAGCAUGAUUCUAAGGUGUACAUUUUAGUAUAUCUCUGAGGUCAGGAUGUGUCUAAUAAUUAAUGGCAUGGCAUGGUUUAAUCAGAGGUGUUUAUUCUGUCUUGAUUUUGUAAAAUAUUAGGGACCUUAGAAGUGAUGAUUUUUUUUGAAAACGAUUUAUUUAUUUAUUUAUUUAUUUGAAAGAGUGCUGGACUGGAAGAGGAGCAACCAGGACAAAGAGGUAGAGAGAGAGGAAAGACAAGGUCUUCAUCUGCUGGUUUACUUCCCAGACAGCCAGGCUGUACCCAGGAGCGUCUUCCAGAUCUGCUUGGUGCAGGAGCUCAAAUACUUAGGUCAUCUGCUGCUGCUUUCCCAGGUGCAUUAGCAGUAAGUGGAUCAAAGAGGAGCAUCUGGGGCUUGAACUGGCACCCGCCUGGGAUGUGGAAGCUGAUGGCAGAGGCUUAAAAUUCUGCACCACAGCACCAACCCCAAGUGAUGGCAUCUUAAAUUCCAUGAAUUAUAGUAGUUCCACAGAAUAUCAUUGAGUCACAUUAUUCCAUGUGCAAAGCAAACAUGUGAAACAAGGACUUCAGUGAAUGUCUCAGUACAGGGUGGGAGAUAAACUGUGUGUCAAAGAGUAUUCCCCGAAACAUCUGUCUCUAGUGGAGAAGAUGUCAGGGUUACUCAUUUACCAACUGAUGAGGUGAGGUUCCCUGUUGUAUACAGCCAUGAUAUCAUGUUCCCACAUAGUGCAUUUUACAGCUUUGAAAAAUAACCUGAUUUCUGUAUCUGCCAGUAGACUGUGUCCUCUGUGAAUCUGGUAGUUGUGUCUGGUGUUCCUCCUCGUGUCCCCAACUCCCAACACAGUUUCCAAACUAUUACUUUGGCAACAUGUAGGUAUUCAAUAAAGCGUUCUUUAAGAACAUUUCUUUUUGUGUAUGUGUGUGGGGGGGGCAUAUAUACAACACACACACACACACGUGAUAGUAGGGUAGUAGGUUGAAUGGUGGCUUCCUGAAAGAUAUGGCCAUGUCCAGAUUUCUGAAAUUUGUGAAUGUUGCUUUAUUUGGAAAAGAUCUUUGCUGAUGUAAUUAACAAUCUUCAGAUGAGGUCAUCCUAAAUUACCUGGGCUCUAAAACCAUGGCAUAUAUCCUUAUAAGAGAAAGAGGGAGAUUAGAGAUAGAAAAGGAGGAGACGGAGUGACCAUAGAGGCAGAAAUUGGAGUGGUGCAGCUUCAAGCCACUGGAGCCAUUAGAAACCAGAGGAGGCAGGGAAAAGAGUCUGUCGUAGAGCUUUUAAAGGAACACUGGCCUGGCCAGCACCUUGACUUUGGACCUUUGGCCUCCAGAACUUUGAGAGAAUAAAUUUCUAUUGUCUUAAGCAACGCAGUUUGUGAUAAUUUAUUACAGCAGCCACAGGAAAUUAUUGCAUGUACAUACACAAGCACACAUGUGUAAACACACAUGUAUUGAAGUUUUACUAGCCUAUUUUUAAGUUAACUGCCAGAUUUUUUUUUUAAAUAAAAGUUAUAAGUAUAAAAUCUCCUUUGGAUUUUAAAAAUAAGUUUUCUCUAACAUCUUUCUGUAGGCUAAUGGAAGGGUGAGAGUAUGGGAUGUGAUUUUCACCAUGCUAUUCAUUUAAAAACUGUGGAUCCAUAUGUCUGUCUUCCAAGUGCUUGGGACUCAAAGAUGAUCAAAUGUAGUCUGAUCCUCAGGGACUUCAUUGGCCUAGUGGGAGAAUGCAUAGAAGGGCUGCGGGAAAACGACUACCUUCUGAUUCAUUCGUGCCGUCAGUGGACCACCAUCACUGCCCAUAGCCUGGAGGAGGGACACUAUGUCAUUGGGCCAAAGAUAGAGAUUCCAGUACAUUAUGCAGGCCAUACCAGGGAGGUGAUUCAGAAGAGGAACAGCCGGGACACGAACAAAUACCCAUAUGGGAUGCUGGCACCACAGCGGAGACUUAGCCCAUUAUGCCAUAGUGCCAGACCCAUUAAUUUUUAUAAUGGACUUUCUUUGACUUUCCAGGGCAAUUCAAGCUGCUGGAGCAAGACCGAGAUAUAAAGGAGCCAGUGCAAUAUUUCAACAGUGUGGAGGAGGUGGCUAAAGCAUUUCCUGAACGCGUGUACGUCAUGGAGGAAAUAACAUUCAACGUGAAGGUUGCUUCCGGUGAAUGCAAUGAGGACACCGAAGUUUACAACAUCACCCUGUGUACUGGGGAUGAGCUCACUCUCAUGGGGCAGGCAGAAAUCCUUUAUGCAAAGACUUUCAAGGAAAAGUCACGACUCAACACAAUCUUCAAAAAGAUUGGGAAGCUCAACUCCAUCAGCAAGCUGGGAAAAGGCAAAAUGCCGUGCCUCAUUUGCAUGAACCACCGGACCAACGAAAGCAUCAGCCUCCCCUUCCAGUGCAAAGGCAGAUUCAGCACCCGAAGUCCUCUGGAGCUUCAGAUGCAGGAGGGCGAGCACACCAUCCGGAACAUCGUGGAGAAAACCAGGCUUCCCGUGAACGUGACUGUGCCAAGCCCUCCGCCCAGGAACCCCUACGACCUCCACUUCAUCCGCGAGGGGCACCGCUACAAGUUUGUGAAUAUCCAGACCAAGACGGUGGUGGUUUGCUGUGUGCUACGGAACAACAAGAUCCUCCCCAUGCACUUCCCUUUACACUUGACCGUUCCCAAGUUCAGCCUCCCAGAACACAUGGUGAAGGGGGAGGUGUGGCCCGAAACCCUGAUCCAUCACUGGCUGGGUAUCUGCCAAGAGCAGUUUGACAUCGACGAGUAUUCACGGGCUGUCCGUGAUGUGAAAACGGACUGGAAUGAGGACUGCAAGAGCCCCAAGAAGGGCCGGUGCUCUGGCCACAACCAUGUGCCCAAUUCCCUUAGCUAUGCCCGCGAUGAGCUCACCCAGUCCUUCCACCGGCUUUCCGUCUGUGUGUAUGGCAACAAUCUCCAUGGCAACAGCGAGGUCAACCUCCACGGCUGCAGGGACCUGGGGGGAGAGUGGGCCCCCUUUCCUCAUGACAUCCUGCCCUAUCAGGACUCUGGUGAUAGUGGGAGCGACUACCUUUUCCCAGAAGCUAACGAAGACUCAACGGGCGUCCCAGGCAAGUCAGAACUUCCUUACGAAGAGCUGUGGCUGGAGGAAGGCAAGCCCAGCCAGCAGCCUCUCACCCGCUCCCUGAGUGAGAAGAGCAGAUGUGAGCAGUUUCGAGGCUCCGGCCGGUCCAAAUGUGCAACCUCUCCUCUUCCUGUCCCUGGGACUCUGGGAGCCGCAGUGAAGUCUUCAGAUAUUGCCCUACCUCCACCUCCAGUGCCUCCCAAAUCUGAAGCCGUCAGGGAAGAAUGCCGGCUCCUGAACGCCCCACCUGUUCCGCCCCGAAGUGCAAAGCCUUUGUCCACGAGCCCCUCCGUCCCUCCUCGCACGGUCAAGCCAGCGCGGCCGCAGACUCGCUCUCCCAGCCCCACUUUGUCCUACUACUCUUCGGGGCUGCACAACAUCAGCGUUACUAAAAGUGACACAAGUCCUUCUGAAAGUGCUCCCGUUUCCUGUUAUCCAUGCAGCCGAGGGAAAACAGAUUCUGUGGACCUCAAGUCCCCGUUCGGAAGUCCUUCUGCGGAACCGUUGUCCUCCAGGCUCUCGUGGCCUAACCACUAUUCGGGAGCAUCCGAGAGCCAGACCCGGAGCGACUUCCUGCUGGAUCCGAGCAGGAGUUACAGUUACCCUCGACAGAAGACGCCAGGCACACCAAAGAGAAACUGCCCAGCACCCUUUGACUUCGACGGCUGUGAGCCCCUGAGCAGCCCUCCUGGCUCGGUCACGGCAGAAUUCAGUAGCAGCGUCUCCGGUUGUCCCAAGUCAGCCAGCUACUCCCUGGAGAGCACGGAUGAGGGCACUGUCCCGGCUGGCAUGACAAAGCAGAGCGUCUCGUGCCCUGCGUUGCCCCCCAGGGCUCCAAAACCAGUGGAAGAGAAAGCAGCCUCGGAAACAUCUCCUCUGCCUCUGAAAAUCGAUGGUGCUGAGGAAGACCCCGAGCUGGGGUCGCCAGACCUCUCUGAGGACCAGUAUUUUGUUAAAAAGGGCGUGCAGGACAUCUUCUCCGUCUCCUACCCUUUCUCGUCUCCGCUGCACCUCCAGCUGGCCCCCAGGUCCUGUGGGGACGGCUCCCCAUGGCAGCCACCUGCCGAUCUGUCGGGACUCUCUGUAGAAGAAGUGUCCAAGUCCCUAAGGUUUAUUGGUUUGUCUGAAGACGUCAUAUCAUUCUUCGUUACCGAAAAGAUUGAUGGGAAUUUGCUUGUUCAACUAACAGAAGAGAUCCUCUCAGAGGAUUUCAAACUGAGCAAACUGCAGGUGAAGAAGAUAAUGCAGUUCAUUAAUGGCUGGAGGCCCAAAAUAUAGCCAAAUACCCCCCAGCUAGCCCAGAGCAGAACUGCUCGCUGCACGUGCUGCCAGGGCUGAGCUGGGCACAGUUUCAUGUUUUUGCACUACAAACCUUCUCUGUAAAUAAGGAUGAGAGAAACUUACUAUGCAGAUUACAUUUUUGAAUGGUGAGCAGGCUAUUUUGUACAUCAAUAAAAAUGCUGUACAGAACACUUAGAGGUGUGCCUUGUACGUCACUCAACACUCAGCAGCUGCUAGAAGGAGAAAAAGGCGUGUUCAGAGAAAUCACUGUUCCCCAAGUAGGUUUAUGUGAGAAGGUAUGAUAUUUAUCACAAAAUAGCCAAAGCUGAAAGACAUGAAAAUCUUUAAAAAAAAAAAAAAACAAAAAAAAACACUUCUGAACAACAAUUCCCUUUCUUGGAGGGAGUUGACUUUAGACAAUUAACUGUAUAUUCUGUGUUCUGUCAUUUGGAUUGCUUAAUGCUAGUUGUUUUACUCUUGUGCCUGAAAAUGUUCGCAAUAUGAAAUGACACUUUAAUGUUACAUGCUUGGUGGGGAUCUUUUUACCAAAUGGCAUUUUGGCAAAAGUCUUGUGUUGAUAGAGGAUAUAUCAACUCGUUUCUAAGGAUGUCCUUAGAAAUACAAGUCAGUCAUGACCACAGUGAUUUAUCUGUAACCAUUGCUGUAUUAGGCAGAGAAGAAACAAAAUAUGCGUGUAUGUCUGUAUCUACAAGUAUAGGUACACAAUAUACACAUGUAUGUAAACUGAAUUUUGAAUCUGAUAUUUUUAGAUAACAUGCGUUCACUUUCAUUUAUCCAUUGAGGUAGGGGACCAUUGGCUAAGUCGAUUCUCUUAGGAAUAGUGGACAGGAUGAUUCAAAGAUUCUCAGAAUCCAGUCACAUGAAAACUUUCCUCUCAUCAUGGAAAACUUGCAACAAAUCAGGGAAGGGUCUGUACUGAAGAAUAAGUCUGUCAGCCCAUUGUCUGGCUGGGUUUUUUGCAUAUCUACUUCCAUGCUAAUGUCCGGGGAAAUGACAGUUUCUGGUGAAUGAAAAUUCUCAAGUUGAAGGGUCUUCGCCCUCUGUCUGAUGGUGAAAGCACUGAGUACGUCAGGUAUCCUCAGCAUGCUUCAUGCUCUAGGAAGACUCAGAAAUCGGAUGUACCAUCGUUUACCGCUGUGUGUGCUGCAUAUGUGGAAUACUCUUAAACAUACAAAUAAGAGUGUUUAUUUUAUAAACCUUGUCUUUCCUCUCUUCCAAAGAAAACACAUUAUGAUUAGCAUUCCGAGAAUCCCAGGACAUUGAUCUGAGAAUUUUUUUGCUAAAUGUGAUCAAAUAGUCUAAAAUAUCGUGGUAUCAUCAGCAUUCCUGACUCCCUUAAGGGAUAUAAAUCUUAGAAGAGUUUUAGUUCUCUGAGCAAGCUGUCGUCCAGACAGCCCUACCUCCUGUGAAAAGUCUGUCCCUGGAUUCUGGACGUACAGACCUGUGACCAAGGUGCAAACUGUAGCCUUUUGGAUGAGAUCAAUAAGCCAACAAGGUGUUAGCAUCACAUGCAAGAUUGGGUCAUAUUGUAUUAUCUCCUCUUCCUGCUCACCAGUCUAGUUUUGUUAGACCUGUGGACUAUGUCUCUUAAUUCUUGGCACUAGAAAGAUAUUUUUUAAUCCAUCUACUGGCUUAGAGUGCAAGCAAAUUGAUACCUAUUCUAAUUUUCCAUCUUAGAUCUCCUUUUCUUAAAAAAAUGUUUAUUUUCUUCUAAUAUGUCUCCCAAAAUGUAGAGGUUUUGCUCAAGGUAAAAAUAGUACCCUGUAAAACUGUCAAACAGGAGCACCUCCUAAGUAACUGACAGAUCUAUGAAGAGGUUUCCAGUACUGCACGCCACACAACAGGGGACCAAUCAGACCUUCAUGUUUUCAAAAGCAUCCCUCCGUGAGAGGGAAAGAGGUAACCUCUCAGGACUUCCCUUUAAAAUGAAAACAGAUAAGAUACAGUUGAAAAGCUUUGCAUUUUUGUUGGCUGAAUGCAUUCUAAAACACUUGGACAUGAUUCUAAUACUCGGGAGGAAGAAAAUGAGUUGGUAUGGGAUUCCCAGGCUGGUUACCCACUAUAAUCAGCUGACUCCUUUCAUCUUUUCUCCUUUGCAAAGACUUUACACAAACAACAGUGGUUUUCUUUCUGUCCAUUUGUUGUAGUCCUGGCAUAUUUAUGCCAAGUUGGCAUUGAUUGACAAUUCAGAGACUCUUUGAAGGCAAGGAUCGUGGUCUUUGAUUCACUUGUGCAACAAACAUUGGUUGAGCACCUUUUGUGUGCCAGAUACUCCCCUGGUAUCACAUGGCAAUUCUGAAAACAAGACCCAGCCCCUUUCCUCUCCGAGCUUAUAUUGUUUAUAUUUAAAAAUCACAGUUGCUGAGACUGUGUGUGUGGGGGUAAGACAGGCAUGAAAUCCUCUGGGCAGCUGGAGGUAUGGAGACUUAAGUGUGUGCUGUCUUUAAAGAGCCCGCAGUUGGAAGAAAUGGCAGCCUCUGUUACGGGCUACAAAAUAAAAACCCCAAGACCAAGGCCAUUAAAACUUGGAAUCUGUUGGAGACAGAAGGUACCUGUGUCUCUCAUUAUUGUUUUUCUGACUUGGAAUUUGUCUAAUUGUAAUAAAUACCUUCUGGCAUCUCCCAAGGUGCACAUCAGUGUAAUCGCCACUGCUGAGCUGGGCUCCUGUCUGAGGAAGACCUUGACUAGACAAAGGCAUUCAGAGCCCCGAGGGAAUCAUGACAAGACGUGCAGCAGUUCUUGGUUCUUCCCUUCUGAGAGCUGUGAUUUUGCGGUGAAAAGCGAUGUGCAGAGAUCCCCACAAGCAGAGCCUUUGCUAACCAACCAGGUCAAGCUGACUGCACCUCCUUCUGGCAAUUUCCCUGCCAUUGGAACAGUGACCACGGUGCUUGGGGGCAGUGUCUGUCUAAACAGGACCUUUUGGGUGUCCAUAAAAUCAUGGCUAAAAUCAUCAUAUCCCCAUAAGAAAAGAAAAUCAGCAAUAAACCAAGCCAAGCAGCUAAAAUGCAAAAUGUGGACCUGACUUGCUGGGAGGGAGAAGUCAAACAAUCAGAUCAGUUCCGUCUCAGACUCUUGUAAACACCUCCAAGUUCUCUCUUCUGUAAGUUGAGCCGCUCAGCUUUAUGAACUGUGAAAUGUACACUUAUACUCUUUCUACCCACAUAGACUGUUCCAAGUUUAUGAAGUCGAAUGAACUUCCCAUUCAGCUAAGUGGCGAUGUUUAUUCUUGUCUCCUAUAGAAAUACAGCAAUCUUGUGGGAUUAUGACAGUCCAUUCCAACUGUUCCCAGACACACACAUGAACAGCUUCCACUCACAUUCCAGAACCACCUGCACAUAAUCCAUACAGCUCCCGGAGAAAUUUAGGGAGUGGGUGUGGAAUAGAAGGUCCUCCAUUUUCCAGAAAUUUUGUAUAAUGUCACUACUCAUCCUGCCUAACUAUGUAUAUGAUUAAUGUUUUGAAUAAAAAACUAGAAAAAAUAAUUCUUGAAGGAACCUAGGAAACCCUUCAGAGCAAAUUUUAAUUUCAAUCUUCUGUGAAACUCUUCUGUUGGAUACACAAGGCUAUCAGAAACAUCAUUCUAUCAAUUUCUACUAUUUUUCUAGUAACCUAAAGGCUGCUAAGGCAAGAGUAAGCAGUUCAGAAUGCAAAUGAUGGGAAGGAGGACUUUCCUCCCUUGGGGUUGUAAUAUUGGGGUUAUAAAAGGAUUCUUAUGGCCUCAUCAUGCUCAAAUCACAUCAUUUAGUCUUCGAAGCUUGGUGUUUUAAAAUAUGUCUCAUUGUGAUAGCCAGAAAUAAGAAGUAAAUGUGAUUUCAGUUAAACUUAUAUAUAAAUAUCUUCUGUAAUUUUGCUGCUCUAAUUUUUAGCCUAUGAAUUUUGUAAUAGAGCUUAUCAAAUUGCGGAUUUCCUUUGUUUACAAUCUCAUGUAGUAGGGCUCAGAUAAUUUCUUAGCUAUGAACCUUUUCUCCCAUUUUCAUAUUAAGUUCCAUUUAAAAUAUUGUUUAAGCCUCAAAAUUGAGCUCAAUUAAGAAUUUGGGGUUUUUUUUUUUUUCCUUAACUCAGAUGAAUCUGGCGUAUUCUUUGAAAGUAUUUUGUAACUGCCUCUCCAGUGACUUUGCUUGGAAAACUUAGAUUGUUAACUACAAGUUAACAGUUGCAUUACUUCCCAGGCAUUAUCUAAUGGGCCCAAUGUGUACCUCAAGAUAAACACAGUAUAUUAUAUCUAAGAAAAUUCGUUGUCUGUUGAUUUAAAUGGUUCUGAAAUGUCUAUAAAUAAAUAAAUGUUCAAAGUU
Oryctolagus cuniculus (rabbit) is the source of this 11607-nucleotide messenger RNA. Lineage: Eukaryota; Metazoa; Chordata; Mammalia; Lagomorpha; Leporidae. The record is from RefSeq and is a predicted model, not a curated record.